Molecule: messenger RNA, 738 nt
Organism: Cyclospora cayetanensis
Lineage: Eukaryota; Apicomplexa; Conoidasida; Eucoccidiorida; Eimeriidae
Exons: 9
Coding region: 1-738 (245 amino acids)
Source: RefSeq, a predicted model, not a curated record
AUGCCGGAAGAAGCGAAAGGUAGAUCCCAAUACAGCAGGUGUAUCUGGGAAGUCUGCGCUUCGUACAAAGGCUUUGCAAUUCUGGAGGCCCCCUCUCUGUGCGCAGGAGCAUCAGACUCCCUUGAUGGGACUCUGAUGUGUCUCAUGUGUUGUCGCAACUUCUGGACAGACAUCGCUCAUUUAAGUAUUGUUUCUUACUUUUUCUGGGUGGGCGUCAUGUACUUCACUGGUGCCACCAUCCUCCUCACAGGGUAUACAUACUGCGCGCCACGCGUGAGCAAGGAGAUCGCCUGCCCCAUGACAUCUUCUGUAUAUGUCUUUGUGGCACUGUGGCUGCUUCAAUCCAUUAUCUUCUUCUUCACAUGCUGGGCAUACUCUACUGUCAUCGUCACAGCAGAGGACGAUUCUGAAAAUUCCAUGUUUCACCGUCCCAAUACCUUCAUGACCAUUAUUGGCUUCUUUGUGAAGACAGUCCCCACUUGGAUCAGACUGGCACACGUGUUUAACUGCUGCCAGCUCGGUGUGUGGACACUUGACCUGCUCAUUUUACCAGACUGCAACGCCUCAGGACUUAGAUGGAUCGUCGCAAUAGUGUCCUUAUUGUGGUGGGCUGUAGUUGCCAUUGGGGCCCGUGCAAAGAAGAAAAUCGUUGUCCCUGCCUACCUCUACGAUCCUCUCCGACCAGGGCAAGGUGUUUUUAGGGAGAUGCGGCAUCUCUUGCGGGGGUUUGGACCUUAA